AUGACGAACUCAAAGAGAGACCAAUUGCUUUUGGCUUCCUUUCCUAGGCCGCCACCUGGGCUGCUGAGUCCUUCUGGUCCUAAUUCAGGCAAAGUUCCGAGUCCGAAGCCGAGUCCAAAUUCUGUAUACAAACCGUCUGACUUUGGAUUUAUUCAAGUCGUCUUGGACACGGAUUCCGAUGCAGACUCGCUGUACGACGAUCCGUCUCCGAGGAAGGGACCUUAUUUUCACCAUCCCCCUCCAGUGCCAACAGCAGGUCAUAGAGAGCCAAACCUUGGAGAUCUUCGACUCGUGCUAGACAGUCCUUCGAAAGUCUUUGCGCCCAAUGAAACUAUAACAGGUUACAUAUCAGGUUGGGAUUCUUCAUCGCAUAUUCAUAUCAUACUAGAAGGCCGAGCAAACACCUACAUUCGCACAGACAAGGCAGAAUACAAGGACCGCACGCCAUUGAUUUAUCGAAUUUCGCAUCUUCCACCGGAGAGGCAAGGCAUAGUACCUAGAUUCUCGAUCACUAUACCCGAGAAGACACAGUACAAUCUUCAACAUCUCGAUGAUUUGACCUCUAACAACUGUCUAUUUGAUAAUUACUGGACUCACGGUUGGCCUGCACAAGAACCCUACGAAAGUCAACCAAAUCGACCAAUUCCCCCAUCUACCCAUGUCCCCUUACGAGGUUCCAGUUCUCUAUCGUCUCGAGCAGCGGGCAGCGCCGAUAUCACAUAUCGACUUAUAGCCAUCCGCUCAAGGCCAUCUCCAACCUCACCCCAUACCCUCACGCCAGAAGCCACAAACAUCACCCCUCUAACCAUAACAACCCUUCGAUUCCCUCAAUCCAAGCUCACCACCCUGCUCUCCUCUCCACCACACUCCACAACCAGAGACCUAUCCCUCCAAACCCGCCAUCUCUCCCUCCCACCCACUAAACGCACAAGCCUCUACAACCACCUCCUCGACUCCCUGCACACCACCUCCGCCUCCUCCUCAACCCCAACAUUCUACUUCGCCCCGACAAUCACCACCCCUCGCGUCGCACACGCCGGCUCCCCCCUCCAAAUCAAACUCCGCAUCGCCGUGCUCCCUCCCCCACCAGGAAAACUAUACAACUUCCCAAUCCCAGACAUCCAAGUCGUAGACUUCAAAUGCCGCAUCAGGUCGUACACCGGUAUCCGCGUGCUGCGCCGCACGCCGUCCCAGCCCCCGAAAUCAGUCACAGUCCAAUCUACGGUACUACACACGACAACCACGCACAGCGCCACAUUCACGCCCCGAAACGGCGCGUACGAGGGCCAGAACUGCGUCUUCUCCGUCACGCUGCCCGCCUCCGCGAGCUCGAGCUUCAAGAGCGCGAGCAUGUGGAGGGGGUAUAAGGUCGAUGUCGACGUUGGGUUCAGGGUUGCAGGGCGGGGGGUUAGGGUGCGGGGCGCCGGAGGGGAUUUAGAUGUCGUUGCUGGGGAGGGGGAUUUUGGGGUACGGGCUGGAGGAGAGGAGAUGGGGCAGGGAGGGGAUGAUGGGGUGGAGAUGGCGAGGGUUGUUGUUUUGAGGGGGAGUGAUGGUGGUGGUGGUGGGUUUGGGGAUUUGGAGGUUGGAGGUUAG
Messenger RNA from Aaosphaeria arxii CBS 175.79, 1593 nucleotides. RefSeq lists its product as uncharacterized. The record is from RefSeq and is a predicted model, not a curated record. The coding region runs from base 1 to 1593 and encodes 530 amino acids. The transcript has a single exon. Lineage: Eukaryota; Fungi; Ascomycota; Dothideomycetes; Pleosporales.